UUUUCAUUAAUGCGACGCAAGUCUGUGUUGAGAUUUUUUGGGGAUAUUUUCAGAAACUUUAUCAAAUUUCUCCAACUAGAUGCAUGUUCAGGUGACCAUAGGUGUCGAGAUCUAGAUCGCUUCUACUGGACAAGUGUAGCCAAAAUACAAUUGCAGCCAUGUCACGUGUCCAGGAAAAGGACGAUGGCGGGGAGACUUUGGAGUUGGUGGACAUGGGGGGUAUCCGGACACCCGCCUUUGGUGAAAAGACUGACGAUGAACUCAAGAAAAUCUUUGACGCGAUACCAGAAUUCAAACACAGGGAUGACGACGUUAUGUUGUGCACAUUUGCAAAGACCGGUACGAACUGGAUGUUUGAGGUGUUGAUGAUGUUGUUGCGGCGGAAGGCGGAGCGGGUGGAUAUCAGCAAGUUGCUGACUAUGCUUGAGCUGCAAGGGGUCGAGGAUUUGGAGAAGGUCCCCUCUCCCAGGGUCAUCAACUGCCAUCUCCCACCCAGAUUUUUGCCCAAAGACCUCGUGCAGAAGAAGAUCAAGACGGUGUUAUGUUUGCGAAACCCAAAGGACACGGCCGUCUCAUACUUCAACCAUAUGCGGGGCCUCAAAAUGUACAACUACCGUAAUGGACAAUGGAAGAACUGGCUGCGGCCUUACGUCCAGGGAAAAUACGAGUACGGUCCCUAUUCUGCAUACUUAAACCAGUGGCAGGAAGCCAUAGAGGUGGGACCUGGGUACCCGCUACACGUCAUGUACUUCGAGGAUCUUAAAAUGAACGGGAUGGAAGAACUAGAAAGGCUUAUUUCAUUUCUAGAGAUCGAUAUAGCGGAUAAUUUGAAGAGAGAUAUACUAGACAUGUGUAGCUUCCAGAAGAUGGCUGCGGACAAAAUUACCAAAAAAGAAGAGGUUUUAUUUAAUGAAAACUUUCGAUUCUUUAGAAAAGGUGAGGUUGAGAACUGGAAGACCUGGUUUACGGUGGAACAGAAUGAGUACUUCGAGUCCGAGUGGAACAAACAGAUCCGGGCAGAUACAAUCUUUCAGUUUAAAUACACACAGAAAGAAGCAAACUUUUACAAACGUCUUUAACCUUUUUUUUACUGGACAGACGAAUGUAAAUGAGUCAACCACAUUGGAGUUUUUCAUUGUUUUCGAUCAUUAAAGAACGGUUACCAAUAGACAAAGAUUUUACCGUAUCUUACUCAUCUUAAAUAAAGUAAAACAGGACAAAAACAUAGCAAAACUGAAUGAUGGAUUUAUUUUUAUUUAAAGAUGUAAAGGACGCAAUAAAAGUAUAAACAUUA
This is a messenger RNA of Mya arenaria, 1294 nucleotides long. RefSeq names its product sulfotransferase 1B1-like. The transcript has 7 exons. Gene Ontology annotation, biological process: sulfation. Bases 159 to 1079 code for a protein of 306 amino acids. Gene Ontology annotation, molecular function: sulfotransferase activity. The record is from RefSeq and is a predicted model, not a curated record. Lineage: Eukaryota; Metazoa; Mollusca; Bivalvia; Myida; Myidae. Gene Ontology annotation, cellular component: cytoplasm.